UCGGCGAGCAGUGGAGCUUCUUUGUCACUAAAACAGUCUUGGCGGUGUAUAUAGGUAUACACGCUAUAUACAUAUAUUGUAGGGUACUCUAGCUCGUCGCACAUGCGUUAUGGAGAUUCCAUUUAGAGUGUUCCGUGUUCGGACUGCUUUAGAUCGCGUAGCGCCUACACCUAUUUAUGGUUAGCUCUCACAGUCUUUUGGAAAAAUUCGUGUCUUGCGCCGGGGUCGCAAGUGAUAUUUCAUAUACGUUUUUAAAGCUUUUCGAGCAGCGCUAAGAACAAUAGCAAAAUGUCGAGCGACAAGAAAGCGGCGGCUAAACCAGUACUGAAAAAUGGAAAAACGAACGAAGAGAUCUAUGCUGGUUUUCAAACUCUGAGAAACGAGCAGCGGGUUAUGGCAAACAAAUUGACUGAGAUGGAAGCUGAAUUGAACGAACACAGGAUAGUUAUUGAUACAUUAAAAAAUGUAGACGGAAAAAGAAAGUGUUACAGAAUGAUUGGUGGAAUUCUGUGUGAACGAACUGUAGAAGAGGUUAUGCCGACACUGCUUGUAAAUAAAGAUCAGCUCGCAAAAGUAAUUGAAACACUGAACGAACAACUCACGAAAAAAGGAACAGAAAUCAACGAGUACAAAGAGAAAUACAAUAUUCACAUCAGAGGACAAGAUGAUGUACAAAGGCAAGAAGAAUCGAAAGAAGCUAAACGAAAUGCAGUUGUUAUAAACCCAAUUCAAGUUUAAAUUAUUUAUAUAUUAAUAUAAUCAUUGUCAAUCGUUCAAUGCAUUUUUAUUAUAUUCAUUAAGUUGCUCAGCUACAUCACGACUUAUUUUAAAUAAACUUCUAACUUGUUGAACUAUAUUGUCUUUGUAAAAAUUAUAAACAUCAUGAUGUUUCUCAAAUUGAUUAAUUUAAAAUAUUUUAAUAGUUAUGUGCAAAAAAAUUAAAAUAAUACAAUUUACAAUUUCUUGAUACCAAAUAAAUGCAAUUAUUAUUGGCAAAACAAAACGACUAUCGUUGAGUAAACUAACUAUACUUGUACACGUAUGAAUCAUCAUCAUCAUAGCGUAAAAAACGUAAAGACCGUCAAAAUAAAAUUUUUUAAAUAUGUA
Nasonia vitripennis (jewel wasp) is the source of this 1107-nucleotide messenger RNA. It is a transcript of the gene Pfdn2, whose product is annotated as prefoldin subunit 2. The record is from RefSeq and is a predicted model, not a curated record. The transcript has 3 exons. NCBI's taxonomy places the organism in Eukaryota, Metazoa, Arthropoda, Insecta, Hymenoptera, Pteromalidae. Gene Ontology annotation, molecular function: protein folding chaperone. Gene Ontology annotation, biological process: protein folding. Gene Ontology annotation, cellular component: cytoplasm; prefoldin complex. The coding region runs from base 289 to 738 and encodes 149 amino acids.